This is a messenger RNA of Fonsecaea erecta, 990 nucleotides long. RefSeq lists its product as hypothetical. Lineage: Eukaryota; Fungi; Ascomycota; Eurotiomycetes; Chaetothyriales; Herpotrichiellaceae. Bases 1 to 990 code for a protein of 329 amino acids. The transcript has 3 exons. The record is from RefSeq and is a predicted model, not a curated record.
AUGGCUAAAGUUGACUUUGAAGAUCUGUCCGGAACGUCUACUCCUGUCACUGCAAACCCUUUCGACGGCCUGAUCAAUGCUUGUCAUGGUGACCCUAAGCAGAUUCAGGAACGAUACGCUGUACAUCGGACAACACGGAAUGCACAACAGCGAGAGAAGAUCCUUGGCGAUGACUUCAAAGGCUGGAUCCUUGACGAGCAUCUGGUCAAGCUUGAUGGACCCAGGAAGGACACAUCGUACAUAGACCCUCGGCACUGUCUCGUCUUCUGGGGGAGACCGCCUCAGAGAGUCAAGACAUUGGUCGACGUCAUACAGUCCAAGCUGAAAGAUGCUGCUCCAGACCUCUGGCUUAUGCCUCUGGACAAUCUACAUAUGACCGUGAUGGAAGUCGCUCACUCUAAAACCGAAGCUGAGAUCACUGGCCUCAUGAAUACGCUCAAGGACCACUUCAAAGCGAUUGCUGAUCACACGUGCUCGCACCGAGCCAGACUUGUCAAGCCUCUCUUGAGCUACGACUCGGCGGCUCUUGCUCUGAGCUUUUUGCCCGCUGCCGGAGAGUCACCCUCAAAUGGUCGGACGGCUGAUGAUGACCGUUACACAUAUCAUCAUUUGCGGCGCGAUACUUAUGCUACCAUCACAGAGUCAGGAAUUCAGGUUGGCUCCAGAUAUGUUGUGCCUUCGGCACAUCUUACUAUCGCCAGAUUCAACUCUCCAAAUGUGUUUGGAGGAGAUCCGCUGGACGAGACCGUGACCCUUGACAUCAAAAUGCGAAGACACUGGGUCAAUGAGCUCGAAAUAAUCAACAAGUGGCUUGAAGCAGAGUAUUGGCCCCAGGAAGGACACCUGAUCAUGCCUGGAGGCGAAUGGGUGGUCGGCGAGGAGAAGGGUCUGGACUUCCGCAACGGCACGCUAUGGUACGGCGGAGGCUCUACUAUUUAUAUUGGGGAGGGAUUUGUCGAUGGUGACGGGGCAACUGCACAAAUACCAUGA